This is a messenger RNA of Jatropha curcas, 4324 nucleotides long. RefSeq names its product putative serine/threonine-protein kinase SIS8. NCBI's taxonomy places the organism in Eukaryota, Viridiplantae, Streptophyta, Magnoliopsida, Malpighiales, Euphorbiaceae. The record is from RefSeq and is a predicted model, not a curated record. Gene Ontology annotation, biological process: protein phosphorylation. Gene Ontology annotation, molecular function: ATP binding; protein serine/threonine kinase activity.
UACCCACGCUUGGGAGUUUGGUAUUCCAAUAUGAGCUACAGAGAGAAACAGAAAUGAAAUAAAAUAAAAAAUAAAAACAAAUAUGAAGACCUUUUAGGGAGAGAAAUAUGGUUGAGAUGGUUUGGUUGUAUUUGCCACUGAAUUAACCUUUUUAUGGGACCGUGAAAAUCCUUGUGCCUCAAAAACUACUGGUGGGUCAUUCUUUGCCUUUGAGGUCCUACUCUCCACUUGUUGGUCUUUGCUGUCUCUGCUACUGUAUCUGUUACCUCUUUCUAAAUUAACCCCUCUUUCUUGUUAGUACUACUAUCGCUUCUUCUCUCUUUUCUAUGUGUUCUCUAUCUUGCCUUAUUAGUCCAAACUAAAGAUCUAAUCUUUUGCCUACCUGGGUAUUCAUUUUAUUCUUGUUCUAGCUAAUAAAGAUCAUAUAUUUAUUGUGGUACUGAGUGUAGACUUUUGCAUGCAUGAGAGAAUUGUAUAUGUUCUGAGUUUGAAUUUUGUUUAUUUGUGUUAUCUUCAAGGUUAAGAUUGUUGUUUUUCUGUGAAAGGAAGGUUGUAUCUUUCAAUUCAAGCAUCUGGGUAUUCUUGACACUGUCAAAGCUGUGUUAGGUAUUGCUUGAAGUCAUUCUUUUGGCUAUUGGAUUUGAUGGGUUGAUUCGGGCGGUCACUUUUGGGGUAUUCGAGGGAAAGGAGGCUUUUUGAAUUGGUUGAAGUUGUUAUUCUAUUUUCAGCGACUAAGAUUUCAUGCAUGGUCCAAGACAAUGGAGAGGUUUAUGGCCAGAUUUUUAUUUCUUUAGCAUUGAAUACUUUAAAAGCAAUUUAGUGAAAUAAUAUGAAGAACCUGCUUAAGAAGCUCCAUAUCAUGUCCAAUCAAUCACAAGAUGCAGAUGGGUCAAAUUCAUCAAGGGGCAACAAGCCGACUGAUAUAUCUUCUUCCCCUGAUAGGCUUUUGUCUUCUAAAUCCCAUGAACAUAAACCCUUUUCAGGUAUUUCUAGUUGGUUGAAUUCUGUUGCUAAUAGAAAAAGUCCUAGUCCACCAUCUUCUUCAAAUGUGACUAGAGCAGACAGAACAGAACCAUCUGAUUCAAUUAGUAGUAGUGGUGGCUUGGAUGUUGUUUCCGAUGCUGUGAGGAGGGAUUCAGGGUCUAAUACAUCCAGGGAUCCUGAUGUUGAGGAGGAAUAUCAGAUUCAGUUGGCUUUAGAAAUGAGUGCAAGAGAGGAUCCUGAGGCAGUUCAGAUUGAGGCUGUGAAGCAAAUAAGUCUUGGCUCUUGUGCCCCUGAUAAUACUCCUGCUGAAGUUGUUGCUUAUAGAUACUGGAAUUACAAUGCUCUUAGCUAUGAUGACAAGAUCAUGGAUGGUUUUUACGACCUUUAUGGAGUUUUGACCGAGUCUACAUCAGAAAGAAUGCCAUCUCUAGUUGAUUUGCAAGGAACACCAGUUUCAGACUGUGUCAGCUGGGAAGCAGUGCUGGUGAAUAGGGCUGCUGAUGCUAAUUUGUUGAAGCUUGAACAGAAGGCACUUCAGAUGGCCUUCCAAUCUAGGUCUGAAACUCUAGUUUUCACAGAGAGAGCAUUUGUGCGAAAGCUUGCUGUUUUAGUUUCUGAGUACAUGGGAGGAUCAGUUGCAGAUCCUGAUAACAUAUCAAGAGCAUGGCGAAGUCUUAGCUACAGUUUGAAAGCUACACUUGGUAGCAUGGUUUUGCCACUUGGUUCUCUUACAAUUGGAUUGGCUCGUCAUCGGGCAUUAAUGUUCAAGGUUUUGGCUGAUAGUGUGGGCAUACCAUGCGGGCUGGUAAAAGGUCAUCAGUACACUGGUUCUGAUGAUGUGGCCAUGAAUUUUGUAAAGAUGGAUGAUGGAAGGGAAUACAUCGUUGAUCUGAUGGCAGAUCCUGGCACACUUAUUCCUUCUGAUAUGGCUGGAUCACAAAUAGAAUAUGAAGAGCCUUUUUUUUCUGCCAGUCCUUUUUCUCGGGACAUGGACUCAUCUCAUAUAGCUUCUUCUAGUAGUGGAGUAGCAAGUUCCUUUGAAGAACAUUCGGAUGUUGGGACAUUGGAGAAGAGAUCAAGAUCCAGGAAUGUUGCUACUGCUGGUAACGAAUCUGAUAACAGGGGUGACUUUCACCACGUCACAAAUGUAAGUGAGCCAAUUAAAGGUGAAGAAGAAUCCAGGAUGCCCUUGGACAAUUUAAAGAAAUCCUCCAAUGUAGAUAAGGUGCUUAUGCGGGAGGGUCCUGGGAGGCCUAAUUAUCCUUAUGCACAUACAAAAUCUCCUUCAUGGACGGAAGGUGUUAGCUCUCCUGCUGUACGCAGAAUGAAAGUGAAAGAUGUUUCACAAUACAUGAUUGAUGCUGCCAAAGAGAAUCCGCAGUUAGCCCAGAAACUUCAUGAUGUAUUACUAGAAAGUGGUGUUGUUGCUCCCCCAAGCUUGUUUACUGAAAUUUAUUCUGAGCAGUUAGACGUAUCAACUACUGAGGCCAAGUCCCCUACAGAAGAUAAGGAUGACUACAAACGGAAGAGUGAGACCCGUCAUAUGAAGGAUCAAGAUGAUCUUGGUCCUUCUCCUGCUCGAUAUUUGCCUCGUCUGCCUCAUCACAGAGUGCAGUCUAAAGCAAGUCCUGCUUUUAACCAACCAGAGCAACUUAAACCUGAGGAUGGUUUAACAAUCAACCAUCCUUUUGAUAUGAGGGAGGCUACUGGACAACCAAUGCCAUUGCAGACUGAAGCAACUUCUGUGAGUUAUGCAAAAAAUGUUCCUGUUGCUGCAGCAGCAGCUGCUGCCGCUGCUGUUGUUGCAUCUUCUAUGGUUGUUGCUGCAGCAAAGUCAGGCUCUGACUCAAACCUUGAACUUCCUGUAGCUGCUGCAGCCACUGCUACUGCGGCAGCUGUUGUUGCAACCACUGCAGCUGUCAGUAAGCAGUAUGAGCACUGUGCACGAAAUGAUGGUGAUGCAGAUAGUUCCAGUUAUGAGCCACGAGGUAGUGGGGACCGUGGUAGUGGUGGCAAACAAUCCGAUGCUUUUAUGGAAAAUUCAGAAGGUGAGAGACUAUCUGAUAGAUCAGCCGGUAAUAAUAGCUCGAAGUCUGACGCAGGAUUGGAUGAUGUUGCUGAAUGUGAGAUUCCCUGGGAUGAAAUCACCUUGGGUGAACGCAUUGGACUUGGAUCAUAUGGAGAAGUAUAUCGUGGAGACUGGCAUGGAACUGAAGUGGCUGUGAAGAAGUUCUUGGACCAAGGUAUUUCUGUUGAAUCACUUGAAGAAUUCAGAAGUGAGGUUAGAAUCAUGAAAAGGCUCAGACAUCCCAAUGUGGUUCUCUUCAUGGGAGCAGUAACUCGUGCCCCAAAUCUUUCCAUUGUUACAGAAUUUCUUCCUAGAGGUAGUUUGUAUAGAUUAAUUCACAGGCCUAACAAUCAAUUAGACGAGCGGAGGCGUUUGAGGAUGGCCCUUGAUGCUGCUCGGGGAAUGAAUUAUUUACACAACUGCACUCCAGUGAUAGUACACCGUGAUUUGAAGUCCCCAAAUCUUUUAGUUGAUAAAAACUGGGUAGUGAAGGUAUGUGAUUUUGGGCUAUCAAGAAUGAAGCACAGCACAUUUCUUUCUUCAAGGUCAACCGCAGGGACGGCUGAGUGGAUGGCCCCAGAAGUGCUGAGAAAUGAACCUUCAGAUGAAAAGUGUGAUGUUUAUAGUUUUGGGGUUAUACUAUGGGAGCUCUGUACAAUGAAGCAACCAUGGAGUGGAAUGAACCCAAUGCAAGUUGUUGGUGCCGUUGGAUUUCAACAACGCCGACUUGACAUUCCAAAUGAUAUGGAUCCUGUCAUUGCUGAUAUUAUUAGGCAGUGCUGGCAAACGGAUCCAAGAUUGAGACCGACAUUUGCAGAGAUAAUGGCUGCUUUGAAGCCAUUACAGAAGCCUAUAAUCGGCCCACAAGUGCCUAGACCGAGUGCAUCUGCAAGAGCUGGACAUGAGAAAGGUCAGCUGUUACGAGAAGCAGAAGAGCAGGCAGGCUAACAGGUCAAUUUAUUUACAAAAUGGGACUUUGGUUCAUUGAAUUCCCAAAAUAUGGAGGCAAAUUAUGGUCUUGAAUCAGAAGGCACAUCAGAACGCCAAAAUAUAGAGGAAAAAUAUAGAUUGUUUGGAACAGGGAUGUGAGAGAUUGAUCGAAGAUCAUGACCCAACAUACAUAUACUCCAAUUUGAGAUGAUUGUGAUUCUUUUUUCUAAUUUUACCUUGUUUUGCAUUCUCGUGCAGCCAUCGUCAAGUUCUAUUUGUUUGUAAAGAAAAAAAAAUCCAUUUGAAAUUGUUGUAAUCAAUGUUGUGUUUCUUUUUUGAGCU